UUUCAUUCCUCUUUCGUGUUGUUCUACGUGACGGUGUGUUUACAAUUUUGUGAAUUUGUGUUGGAAUUUUUAACAAAAUUAAAUUAAAAAUUAAUUUAAAAUGAAAAAGGCUGGCAGGCAUCCCAUUAUAAUAAGAAAUAUACAAACUAGUAAUGGAGUUGUACAAUACAAUAUCUAUGAUUUCAUAAAAGAAAUGAAAAAUAAGCCGGUGAUAUGGAAUAGAAUGCAUAUUGAUCAUAAAAAUGGUGCUAUAUCUGAAGAAAAUUGGAAAAAAUUCACCCGUAUUUUUGUACCAUUCAUUGAGCAACUAGAUGAAGACGAACAAACCCAGAUCAUUGAUGAGCUGAAAAAUUACUGGAAUCUUUUAAGAAAAGGCAUGAUGAAGUCUAUAUUGACCGCAAAAAAAGGCCAAAGUAAUCAAUGUCAUUAUUUACAUCUCAUGGAAUUCUUUCUUAAUUCCAAAAAGAAAUAUCUUAAAGAUUUUACCACUGAGGAAGAACUACAACGACUAGCAGAAAAUGAGAUUAAAUUUAGGGCUAUGGCGGGGUUGCCGCCACCAGAAAUUGCAAAUAACAAGAGAACAAGUGAAAAUAACAAUGCCAUUAAAAACUCCAUCAGUAAAAAAGCUAAACCCUCUGGCAGUAAAAGAGCUAUAGUGGAAUGUAGUCCUGAUGAUUAUAUAGAUCUAAGUUCAAUGUGUGAAACUACCAGCCAGCAAACAACAGAUGAUGAAGUUGCAGUUCAAAAUCAUGGAAUUGUUGGAACAUUUGAUUAUCAUCAACAGCAGCAGAGUAAUAAUAUUAGAAUGCAGAGAUUUGUCGACGAAUCUGCAGCAACGGCUUCAGCUGAUUUGACAAAUAAAGCGGAUGCUGCUAAUCAAGCAUUUUUUGAGUCUAUUAAACCCACUUUACGCAAUUUAAAUGAUUCGCAAAAGUUGGAAUUUAAAAUAGAAGUAUUGAAAACAUUAAAAAAAUAUAAAAUGGUAAAAACACCAAGAAUUAUACGAACGAUUAACACAACAAAAGGAGAUGCAACAUACACAGUAUACGAUUUAAUAAAAGAAAUAAAAUGUAGACCGGCUAUUUGGCAAGUCGGACAUAUUGAUCAUGCGAUACGUUCAAUAUUUAACGAUAAUUGGCGUAGUAUUGCUGAAAUUCUAGUUCCACAAUUUCAGCAAGUGGAUGAGGAGGAACAAACAGCAAUAAUAUUAAGUUUAAAAAAUGUUUUUCAAAAGCUAAAAGAUGAUUUGUGGCUGUUUCAAAAAUAUAAACAAAACGGUGAUAAAAGAUAUCGUCUAUACAAUUUCGGUCGACAUAUGGAUUUUGUUUUACAUGAUCGUGGCUUAAAACUUGAGGAUGUUUAUAGUCAAGAGGAACUUAAUGAAAUGGAUUUGUUCGAAAGAAGAUUCAAACAAUCUUAUAUACCAGAAAGCUUAAAAACUGGUAAUUUACAGGAAGAAAUGCUUGAAAUAAUAGAACCCUCUGUUGGCUUCAUGGAAACGGAAGAAUCUCAAGCUUUCAGCAACAAUUCAUAUGAACCAAUGGUUUAUUGCAAUGGUGGAAAUGAUCUUGCAAAUGUAGCUCCCUAUGAUGGAACAUACAGAAGACAGAAACGAAAAGUAAAAGAUGCAGAUCAGGCAUUUUUUGAUUCUCUUAAACCCUGGUUACGUAAAAUGACCCCAGCUCAGAAAUGUUUAACAACUAGUAGAGGUGUUGUGGUGUUUUCAAUCUAUGAUUAUUUAAAGGAAAUUGGAAUAAGACCGGCUUUAUGGGAUAAAGAUCAUGUUAAUCGAAUAAAUCGUUUUAUGGACUGGGAUGAUGUAGUUCGCUCAGUGGUGCCCUACUUUGAUGAAUUGCCUACUAAGGAAAAUGGUGAUCCCAAAUAUCGCCCCUAUCGAUAUGCUCAUCAUAUGGAAUUCUAUUUAAACAAUCGGGGCAUAUCGUUAGCUGAAGUAGGCACUCCAGAAGAAUUUCAAGAAAAUGAUGAGAUCGGGAGAAAACAUAGCGAAAAGAGAAAGAAAUUAAAAGCUAGAAAAGAAAAGAAAAUUCUAAAAAAUAUGGUUGAUCAGGUUGAACAGGAUAAUAGCAAUAAUAUUUUGCCCGAUGUCAGCAGCUAUGAUCCUAUGUUAUUUUGUGAAACUACAACUCGAGAUUUAAAUACAACUGAACAUGUGUAUGAUUAUCCUGUUUAUGAUUCCAAUAGCUUUGAGUCUGACUACGAAGAAGAAGAUCCCGAUCAAGAUUUUUACGAUUCCAUAAAACCUUUUUUAACUAAAUUAGACAGAGCACAAAUAGUAUUUUUAUAUUUUUUCUUUAUUAAUAUAAUAAAUAAAAUAUUGCAAAUAAAUAAAAAAAAAAUGAGUAGAAUAGAUGAAAAAAGAUCUUUGGAAACCAGCCGUGGAGUAGUAGACUAUAUGACAAUCGAUUUAAUAAAACAAAUAGAAGGACACCCGGUCAUUUGGGAUAGACUGCAUCAAGAUUAUAAAAGCGGCGAAGCAAAAAGUGUAGCAUGGCAUGCAAUUGGACGCGUUUUUGUGCCAUUCUAUGAUGAUAUUGAUGAAGAUGAACAAGGAAUUAUAACCCAAUCUUUAAAAAAUCGUUGGAAUAAUUGUGUAAAGGGUUUAAUGACUGCGGUGACGCUGAAAAGAAAAAAGGAUCGACGGUUUUGUCCAUUCAAAUACACCCGUGAAAUGAAAUUCUAUUUAGAGAUGAGAGGUAUGCAAGUAUCGGAUAUCUAUGAUGCAGAGGAAAAUAUUGGAAUUGAGGAGAAACAAAUAAAAAAAGAAUACGAAGUAGAUGAUGAAGACGAAGCCGAACCCAUGGAAGAAUGUGAAGAGUCAAUCUCAUCACCCAAAAAUAAAAACAACAAAACUGCUGAUACUUCAAUAACAUACCGCUCGGCAAGAUUACGUGAAAAACAAACAGCUUUAGAGAAAAGCUCACCAGAAAAGAAAUCGAACACUCCAAAAAAUACGAAAAAAACUCAAAUUAAAACCACUCCCAUUUCUAUUAAUGGAAGUGUCUGCUAUUCCAUGGGGGAAAGUAAUACUUCAAAAGAAGAAAAUAAUGAAGAAGAUCUUCCUCAAUACGGCACACCGCAAAUAAAAAAGCAAAAAACUUCGGCAACUGUAAAUCAUUCCGUAAAUAUUUCACAAAAUAGCCAUCAACCUUUAACAUUUACAAAUGAAACGGAAGUUGCCGAUCAAGCUUUCUUUGAUUCGAUUAAACCAGCUUUGCGUAAAAUGAAUGAAAGUCAAAAAUUGGAUUUUCAAAUUGAUAUUUUACAAAUAUUGAAAACAUUUCGCAACAACUGAAGUGUAAAAAUAAUUAUAGUUGAUUUUGUAUAUUUGUAAGCAUUUAUAAUUUCUUUUAUCAAUA
Messenger RNA from Lucilia sericata (common green bottle fly), 3377 nucleotides. RefSeq lists its product as uncharacterized. Gene Ontology annotation, biological process: regulation of transcription by RNA polymerase II. Gene Ontology annotation, molecular function: DNA binding. The transcript is spliced from 12 exons. Bases 101 to 3313 code for a protein of 1070 amino acids. Gene Ontology annotation, cellular component: transcription regulator complex; nucleus. The record is from RefSeq and is a predicted model, not a curated record. Lineage: Eukaryota; Metazoa; Arthropoda; Insecta; Diptera; Calliphoridae.